Molecule: messenger RNA, 1305 nt
Organism: Humulus lupulus (European hop)
Lineage: Eukaryota; Viridiplantae; Streptophyta; Magnoliopsida; Rosales; Cannabaceae
Exons: 3
Coding region: 1-1305 (434 amino acids)
Source: RefSeq, a predicted model, not a curated record
AUGAAGACUCGAGGCCGUGGUUCAUCUUCCAAGCCUGUGAAAUCUCAACAGGAGACACUUCCUGAAUCUGUUCCCACUGCCACUCCUUCGGUCCCAGCCUUAAUCCCUGCUGUCUCUCCUACUCCAGGUCGUCGUUUUAAAACCACAGCAAGAAAGAAGGUUCUUGCUCUUUCGGGUCCUAUAAGUUCGUCUGUUCUUGGUGCUUCUAGCAAAGGAGUUACGUUCCCGAAUUUGGAUGCUAAGCCAAUUCCAGCCUCGGCGGUUUCACUCGCCUCUCCUGAAGGUCAAAUAAAAGCCAAACCGGCCUUGGGAACUAGUCAGUCCAAAUCAAUUUCCACUAAAGAUGUGUCUGUUCCAUCUGAUCAUGACUCUGAAUCCUCACUAUCACCUGAUGUGUUGACACCCAAGGCAAAGGGCAAACGUAAGUCCAAAGCUGUUGGGUCGAAGAAAGGGAAAAAGGCCAAAGUGGCUAAAUCUAAAGUUCCUCUUGAUAAUUUGGCUGAGGAGACUGACUCUGAAGAGGACCCAUCUGAAGCCUCUCCAGUUGCAUCGGACCCAAAAGGCACCACUCCUUUGGCAUUUCCUGAAUUGUCGUCCAAACUUGCAAAGCAAAAAGGUGCUCCUGCCCGUAACUCAGACCAAUCUUCUUUCAUGUUCCAUAAAGUUUAUGUUAGGGGUCAUUGGUAUAAUUUUAGCCCGUCCGAAAUUGCUAAGGCUCUCAAUCUCGUCCCUGUGGAGAUUGAUGAUUCUAUUGAGUUUGCAAAGGAUCAAGUUUUGUCUGAACUGGUUGGUCAGGCUAUGGUGUGGGAACCAAGCACCUCUCUUCGAGUCACCGAUCUCACUCAUUUCUAUGGUGCUCUUUUCAAAUUUGCUAUGUUUAAUUGGAUGCCUACCACACAUUCCUCCACCAUCACACAAGAUAUGGCCUUCCUAUUGUUCAAAAUUGGUACUGGAGUCGCCAUAGAUCUUGGAGCUGUUAUUUUUGACCAAAUCAUGUCUCUAAGUGGUGCCAAACGUAAGGGGCAACACUUGAUGUUUCCUCAGGUCAUUUACAAGCUUUUGGACUCUCAACGUCCUUUGAAGACGUCUCAUGAGACCUUGACUUCUCCUUUGGUUGGUCCCACCUAUACUGUCAAAGAUGAUCAUGCUCCGUCCACCGCUCGAAAAGUCAAAGGAAUUAAUCUGGCUAGUCCUGCUUCUGGCAAUGUUGUGUCUGACACUCCUGCUGUCCCGACUGAUCUUGGUGCUGUCCAGACAGGACUUACCAGUCUUUCUGUCCGGUUCUCUCUCAUGGAGGAAACUUAG